AGGAAAGCCGGCGGCGGGAGGACUUCCGUGUGCCGGGACUCUGCGGAGAUACACGGCGGGGACCCAAACUCACUUCUUUCGUCUUCCUGACUUUGAACCACCGUUUCCAUAGUCUCGUAUUCCAGAGGUGACGCUUGGGGCGAUGGACCCGUUCACGGAGAAACUGCUUGAACGAACCCGUGCCAGAAGAGAGAACCUUCAGAAAAAGAUGGCUGAGCGGCCCAUACCAGCAGCCAGGACUGCAGCACACAUAAAGCGAGCGCGGGAACCACUUUCAGAAGCAAGUAACCAGCAGCCCUUGGCUGGUGGAGAAGAGAAAUCGUGUACAAAACCAUCACCAUCAAAAAAGCGCUGUUCUGAUAAAACUGAGGCUGAAGUUUCUAACCUGGAAAAUGAACAACCCCGUGAGUUGACCAGUCUGAAAUCUCCAAGACCCAUUUCUCUUCAGGCGCAGCCACCAGUGUCAGCUACUAUUAGCGAUUCUGUGGCCGCCCCAGCACCACAGCUGGGGAUGGGGAGAGGCCUGGACUCCAGACUGGAAGUAACCACAGGCUCCUCUGUGAAAACCCGCAUGCAGAAACUUGCUGAGCAGAGGCGCCAUUGGGAUACCGAUCUCACAGGUGAUAUACUGGAAAGCUCCCCCUCCUUACCAAUGCCAUACGAAGAAAAGGUGCCCUCCCCUCCCAAGCCACCAGUACCAGAUGCCUCUUCUGCCCCAAUUGGGAGAAGAGGCCGUCUGGCCAACCUUGCUGCAGCGAUCUGCUCCUGGGAAGAUGAUGUAAGCUACUCAUCUGCAAAGCAAAGCAGUGUACAGGAACAGCCUGGCACCACUUGUUUAUCCAAAUUUUCCUCUGCCAGUGGAGCAUCUGCUAGGAUCAAUAGUGGCAGUGUUAAGCAGGAAGCUACAUGCUGUUCCCCAAGGGAUGGCGAGGCCUCUUUGAACAAAGCCCAGUCCUCCAGUGCUGCUGCUUCAUCUUUGGUUAAUGCCUCAGUUUCCAGCUCUGUGAAAGAUACUUUGUCUCCAGUGAAAUCUGCUGCAUCCAUCACCACUACAAAAAAUUGCGAGGUUCAAAAUCCUGAGCUACUUCAGAAAACUCCAGUUAGUCCUUUGAGAACAGGGGCGUCAAAAACAGCUGUGAAGUCAGGUUUGUCCCAGAUAGUUCAGUCCAGAGAAGAAAGCAGAGAAAUUUGUCUGCAGCCUCAAUCCAAAGACAAAUCUACAACACCAGGAGGGAGAGGAAUUAAGCCUUUCCUAGAGCGCUUUGGAGAGCGUUGUCAAGAACACAGCAAGGGAAGCCCACCUCGGGGCACCUCCCAGAGGACCCCUGUCAUCACUCCAAACACAAAGGCCAUCCAAGAGCGAUUGUUCCGGCAGAAUGGAGGCUCAUCGACUGCCCAUGUAGCUGAGCAGCUCAAGCAGGAGCGUCAGAAAGAACUAGCAUGUCUUCGAGGCAGAUUUGACAAGGGCAAUUUAUGGAGUGCCGAAAAAGACAAAAGCUCCAGAAGCAAACAACUAGACCCCAACCAGGAAGUUGGCCAUCAGAACACUCCCCUCAAAAAGCAUCAAGGUGGUUCAAAUACUCAGUCAUUUCCAGUAACAGACCAGGUACUGGAAAAUCUGACCCCAGGAAUAGCUUCUAGUACUGAACCCACAGGUGUUACUGAAUGCAAAAUGACUAAGUCUAGUCCUCUGAAAAUAACGUUGUUUUUAGAAGAGGAAAAGUCCUUAAAAGUAACAUCAGACCCAAAGAUUGAGCAGCAGACCGAAGUGGUACGUGAAAUUGAAAUGAGUGUGGACGAUGAUAUCAAUAGUUCGAAAGUCAUCAAUGACAUCUUCAGUGAUGUCCUAGAGGAAGGUGAGCUGGAUGUGGGAAAGAGCCAGGAGGAAGAGGACCAAGUGGAAGGCGAGAACACUGACGAGCAGGAAGAUGCUCUCAACAUCUCCUCCAUGUCCCUACUUGCUCCCUUAGCACAGACGGUGGGCGUAGUGAAUCCUGAGAGUUUUGUCUCCUCACCUAAACUGGAAUUGGAAGACCCUAGCCUCAGUGAUGAAAGUCCCAAGCCGGGAAAAUUCCAGAGAACCCGAGUCCCUCGAGCUGAGUCUGGUGAUAGCAUUAGUUCUGAGGACCGAGGCCUUCUUUACAGCAUUGAUGCUUAUAGGUCUCAGAGGUUCAAAGAAACAGAGCGCCCUUCAAUAAAGCAAGUGAUAGUUCGGAAAGAAGAUGUUACAUCAAGAUUAGAUGAAAAAAAGAAUGACUUUUCUGGUCACAUUAAUAUCAAACAGAAGAUGCAGGAGCUUAAUAAUGAAAUAAAUCUGCAGCAGACGGUGAUCUACCAAGCAAGCCAGGCCCUCAACUGCUGUGUUGAUGAAGAGCAUGGGAAAGGGUCCCUGGAGGAAGCAGAAGCUGAGCGACUUCUUCUAAUUGCAACUGAGAAGAGAACGCUUCUGAUUGAUGAGCUGAAUAAACUGAAGACUGAAGGGCCUCAGAGGAAGAACAGGGCUGGUCCUGCAUGCCAGAGUGAAUCUGUUGCCUCAAAGGGAUCCAUCACUUUGUCAGAAAUCCGCUUGCCUUUGAAGGCAGAUUUUGUCUGUAGCCUGGCUCAGAAACUAGAUGCAGCAAAUUACUAUUAUUUAAUUAUACUGAAAGCAGGAGCUGAAAAUAUGGUAGCCACACCGUUAGCAAGUACUUCCAACUCUCUCAAUGGCGAUGCCCUGACAUUCACAACUACAUUUACGCUGCAAGAUGUGUCCAAUGAUUUUGAAAUAAAUAUUGAGGUUUACAGUUUGGUACAAAAGAAAGAUUCCUCCGGUCCUGAUAAGAAGAAAAAAGCAUCAAAGUCCAAGACUAUUACUCCAAAGAGACUCCUUACAUCUAUAACCACAAAAAGCAACCUUCAUUCAUCAGUCCUGGCCAGCCCAGGAGGCCUCCAUGCUGUGCGAACCAGCAACUUUGCCCUGGUUGGGUCUCACACUCUGUCUCUGGCCUCAGUAGGACAUACCAAGUUCGCAUUGGACAAGGUGCCCUUUUUAUCUUCUUUGGAGGGUCAUAUUUAUUUAAAAAUAAACUGCCAAGUGAAUUCAAGUGUUGAAGAAAAAGGAUUUCUCACCAUAUUUGAAGAUGUUAGUGGUUUUGGUGCCUGGCACCGGCGGUGGUGUGUUCUUUCUGGAAACUGUAUCUCGUACUGGACGUACCCGGAUGAUGAGAGGAGGAAGAAUCCCAUAGGAAGGAUAAACCUGGCCAAUUGUACCAGUCGUCAGAUAGAACCAGCCAACAGAGAGUUUUGUGCGAGACGCAACACUUUUGAAUUGAUCACUGUCCGACCACAACAAGAAGAUGACCGUGAGACUCUUGUCAGCCAGUGCCGGGACACGCUCUGUGUCACCAAGAACUGGCUAUCAGCAGAUACUAAAGAAGAGCGGGAUCUCUGGAUGCAAAAACUCAAUCAGGUUCUUACCGAUAUUCGCCUCUGGCAACCCGAUGCUUGCUACAAACCUAUUGGAAAGCCUUAGAUGUAGACAUCUCCAUUACAAGGAUAGGCUUUGAACAAUGCCCUCAGAAAGCUCUUAAGAGCAUCAGGUUUGCUUAUUGGAUUUUAUGCUUUAACGGAAAGGGUUUGUGCAAAUAUUCACUACCUAUUAUACAGUAUUUAUGUCUUUUGUAUGUAAAACUACAACUUCUUUCUCUUGUCAUUCAUAGGUGAUUGGAAGUCAUUUCAUUAUAGUUGAUUUUUGUAAAGUCCUAGUUUCCUCAAAGAAUUCUAAUUAGUUAUUUACAUCAACAUAUUUUUGUAAAAAGUAAGGCAUUACGAGCUGUCUUCUAGGAGCUGUGGGUCUUGAAAUAGCGGGGUGGCAGACAGAGACCUCUAGCUGCUGUAGUUUUCCCAAGAGGUGAUCAUGCAUUGGUUACCUUAGAUUUCUUACUAGAGUUCUAAGGAAGACUUCUAUGGGACUUUACAGAAACAUUUUUUGAUAAUGGAGAUGGAACUUCUUCACAGUGAGUUUGUUAGUGUAUCCUGAAGCUGCCUUUAAGGAUGUAGACAUAGGGGAUGUGCAAGUUGGUAAUAAUUACCCCAUUUACGUUUACAGUUACUGUUCUACAGUAUGUGCACAUUUUUUUUAAUAUAACUUCAGCCUUUAUCAAAACACUUAUUUUUGCCAUGCAGCUGAUAGACUCUCCAACAUUAAUUAGCAUAGUAAUUCCUAAUGCUUCUGCUGCACAGACAAUAUAAAUUGCAGAACCUUUUUAUAAAAAGAAGUCAACUUUUUGUAAGCUGCUAUGGACUUACACUUUGUUUGCCAAAGUUCUUGUCUACUCUUUUUUUCUUUUCUUCCACAUCAUAUAUAUGAUAGAGUCUAGAAGCCUAUUUUUAAAUCAUUAAAAUAAAACUAUUAUAUUACCUUUUAAAGCCUAAUAUCUUUUUUAAUUUAAAAAUAUUAUAAAGAAUAUAUGAGUACACUUGGGAUUUCUUCCCUGUAUCAUUAAAAGUUAUUAAUGGCUUCAUCUAUAAACACUAAAUUCUGUCAUCUGUCAUUUCUUGCUCAUUCAAGUGUGUCUUUUCUUAUGUAUAUUAUACAAAUGUG
Dipodomys ordii (Ord's kangaroo rat) is the source of this 4582-nucleotide messenger RNA. It is a transcript of the gene Anln, whose product is annotated as anillin, actin binding protein. Gene Ontology annotation, cellular component: actomyosin contractile ring. NCBI's taxonomy places the organism in Eukaryota, Metazoa, Chordata, Mammalia, Rodentia, Heteromyidae. The transcript is spliced from 24 exons. The coding region runs from base 143 to 3511 and encodes 1122 amino acids. Gene Ontology annotation, biological process: septin ring organization; actomyosin contractile ring assembly; mitotic cytokinesis. The record is from RefSeq and is a predicted model, not a curated record.